AUGAAGGUGGAAUCCUCAAAAAAUAAGAGAGCCAAGCAAAAUGCUAUACAAAAUCAUAAAGAAGAGUCUAUUAGAGAAAUAUUGGGCUUUUACAUUAAUUAGGUUGAUUUGAAAUCAUUUAUGAAAAAAAAAAAAAUUUUUGAGAAGGUUGGAGAUUUGGUUGAUAAACAUUAAAAUGAGUUUUUGAAUCCUGCAGAAUUCCAAGAAAUUUAAGAUAUUUAUGAGGAUUAUAAUAUUGGUGAUUUAGCAAUAGUAUUUCCAAAUCCUGAUUAUGAAGGUUAUACACAAAAGGCUGUAACAUUUAAUGAAGCAGCUACUAUUUUUGAUGAGAUUUUAACAGUAAUGACAGAGGAUGUGACAAAAAAUUAAAUAAAAAAAGAAAGAGAUUCCUUUCUUCUCACUUAUUUGACACUUGAUGACCUUACAGAUAAUUAGAAUGAGGGGUAAGCUAAGAAGAAAAAGAAAUUAAAACAGAAGAAGGAUCCUGAGAAAAAGAAAAAGUUCAAUAAAAACUAAAACUAAAACAAUAAUACCUAAGAAUUAGCACAACUUAAAGAUGAGAAACCACUCAAAAUUGAAAAGAAUUCUUAUGAAAAAUAUUUGGAUUUCAUGAGAAUUUAUCAUAAAUAGAGAGAAGAAGAGUUAAUGAAUGAGAAUGAAGGAUUUGAUUUAAAAAAUGAAAAGGGAUUUUUGGAUGAAAUAGGUGUGGGAUAAUAAGAUUAAUAAAAUGUUGGCCAAAAAGUAAUUGAUCCAAUUAAAGAAUUAAUGAAGGUUGAUGUUAAUGAUGAUAAAUAAUUUAAAAGGCUCAAGAAAAAAUGGUCUUAGGGAGGAUAUUUAGUCAAAAAGAUGUGUGAAGAUGGUGUAGAUUAUGAUUGGAUAUCAAAUAAUGGAGCUCCAAAAGAUGUGAUGACUUUGAUUAGAUUUACAAUUUUAGAAAAACUGUCAAGAAAUGGAUAUUUGCAUUGUCGUUAAUUUGUAUCAGGAACUGGAGAACAUAUAUAUAUAGUAAUAAAGUCAACUAAGGAAGUAAUCUAAAGAUAAGCAUAGAAUAUGAAAGUAACGAAAUAAAUAGAAAUGGGUUUUGCUGAUUUAUUCUCUUUAGAGCCUGUUGAUGCAAACUUUAGACCUUUGCGUCUUAAGAAUUAUAUAAAACAAAUUUUGGGUCCAAAUUAUGGAGAUUUGAAAGAAGCAAUGGAUUUAAUUAAAUUAAAUGAAAAAUUCCAUUUUACAACUUUGAAAGAAAUAGAUGAGUAUUGUGAAACUAAUUAUAAAUAAGAAAUCAAAUAAUUAAAAGAUAUCGAGUUAAGAGCUAUGGUAAUUAAGAAACUUGAGCAAUUAGAAGAGUAUUUUAAGAUUAUUGCAAAACAAUUAAAUAUUGAUUAAUCUCACGAGAAAGUUGAAUUGAAUUCUGAUUAUUCCAUAACUGACGAGGAAUGGUAAGUGUAUUAUAUCUAUUUGGAUCUAUUAUCGAAAUUGUUAAAUCUAUUGCAAUUGCAUUAUUAGGAGUCGAUAAAGGAAGCCCAUUUUCAAUUUAGGGAUAAUUUACCCUUCUUAUAUAGAUUGAUUUUUGGGAAGGCAUUGAGAAAAGCAAAUGAGAUUUGGUAUUCAGCUCAUAAAAGUUGUUGGUCGGACUUAUUAGAUGAAAAGAUAAUUCUUAGAAAUAUAUGGGAUAUGCUUGGUAUGGAACCAGCAGCACCAUACACCUAAUAUUUUUAAUUGCAAAAUGAUUUUGGUAAAUAGAUGUGGAGGAAAUAUGAAAUAAAUGAAUUGAAAGAUAGAUCAGAAUUUAAUAAUAUGGAAAAGAUUAAAAUUACUCAUGCCAUCACACUCAAACAUGUGAAUAUGUCAAAAUUGUUAUAAUCUCUUAUUGCAGUUGGGUAUUUUCCAAUUCAUGAUACUUAUGCUCUAUUUGGAGAGGAGAAAAAAGAGAAAUUUAUGAAGAAAUUAAUUGAAUAGGAAUUUAUUAUGGAGAAAACAUUUGAAGGGAGUAGACAAUGUCUCUUGGAUUUGUAUAGGGAUUUACAAUCAUAUGCAGAAUCUACAGAUUUCGAUUUUUAAAGUGUUAAACAAGAUCUGAGAAUAAAUUUUAGAUGUCCUUGGUAUAUUCCAGUUCAUCAUCUUAGAGAUUAUUUUGGUGAAAAGAUUGCUCUUUAUUUUGCAUUUUUAGGAUUUUACACUUAAUAAUUAUGGUACAUAGGAUUGGUAGGUAUACUAUGCUAGUCUCUAUUAUCAGAAUCAACAGGAUAGUACAAAAAACCAAUAGUAAUUCUAUUCUCAUUUACAAUAGUUAUUUGGAGUUCCCUUUUCAUCGUUUAUUGGAGAAGAAAAUAGUUUUUAUUCAGUGUUUAAUUUGGGUAGUUGAAUUUUGAAACAGGAGAAGCAUUAAGACCAGCAUUUUAAGGAGAUUUCCUAAGAUCUAUUACUGAUGAUGAUCUAAAUGAAUAAUUCUACCCUCCCAUCAAAAGAAAAAUAACUUAAUUGUUUGGUUUGGCUGUUAGUUUCUUAAUCAUUUUAUGUGUUAUAGGAUGUGUGUUAGGGAUUUUCUUUUUCAAAAAUUACAUGAUUGAAACUAAGGCAGAUCCUUUUUUCUCUUAAUAAUUGCCUGGAUUACUAAAUUCAGUACUGAUUGCUGUGUUUAAUUUCAUUUAUCAAAAUCUAGUCAUGAUCUUCAAUUCAUUAGAGAAUCAUAAGAUCUUAUCAUCUUAUGAAAAUUCUUUAGUGGCAAAAGUCUUCAUCUUUCGAUUUGUAAAUACUUUUAAUUCAUUCUUCAUUAUAUCCUUUCUGAGCAAUUACUUUUCAUCAUUGGAAUUAUGCAAAGUCAAUGAUGGCAUCUCUGAUUGUUUUCAAAUACUGUCUCUCUAGUUAAGCACUAUCUUCAUUUCCAAUUUCUCAGGAUUAGUUACAGCGGUUGUAGUACCGUAUGUUCAAGAGAAAUUGAUGAAGAAAAUGAAGGCAAUAGAUGAAAUACCUGUUCCUCAUGCUUUUAAUGACAUUGACCCUUUUAUUGAGAGCCAAUUUGCCUUGUAACCAUAUCAAACAAAUGAAGAAGUGGAUGGAAGUGUUAAGGAUUACAUGGAAUUGACAAUUCAAUUCUGUUUUCUUGUUGUGUUUGGAGUGUCAUAUCCUGCUUGUUUUAUUUUAGGGUUUGCACAAAAUGUUGGCAAGAUCCAAGUAGAUAAGAUCAAUUUUGUAAGUUUAUCAAGGAGACCAUUUCCUUAAGGAGCAGCAAGUAUUGGUAAUUGGUUGGUUAUUUUGGACAUCAUUACCUUUUUUGGUAUUCUUUCUAAUGCUGGCUUGUUAGUCUACACUUCUAAUUCUAUAGAAGACAAUAAAAUUGAGUUCUUUGCAUCGAUUUUAGUAAUCUUUUUUGCUUUAAACUUCGUAAUUAAAAUACUUGUAUCUCCAGAAUCUGAAUCAGCUACUUUAUUACUCUAAAGACACUAGUACAUUAUUGAUAAGAAAAUAAAAGGCUUUACUUCCAAUCAGAAGACAAUCUUUGACAGAUCUAAAUUAAAUAUUUAGAUAAAGAGAGUAGGUUAUCAUUUAUUUAAUUCUGGUGUUAUCAAUAAUGAAUUUCUAAAAACUAUCAAGGGAGAGAGGGGAAAUGCAGAUGAUUGA
Molecule: messenger RNA, 3618 nt
Organism: Paramecium tetraurelia
Lineage: Eukaryota; Ciliophora; Oligohymenophorea; Peniculida; Parameciidae
Exons: 3
Biological process (GO): chloride transmembrane transport
Molecular function (GO): chloride channel activity
Source: RefSeq, a predicted model, not a curated record